Molecule: messenger RNA, 3151 nt
Organism: Amborella trichopoda
Lineage: Eukaryota; Viridiplantae; Streptophyta; Magnoliopsida; Amborellales; Amborellaceae
Gene: CRS1
Product: maize chloroplast splicing factor-like protein
Biological process (GO): RNA splicing, via transesterification reactions
Molecular function (GO): mRNA binding
Source: RefSeq, a predicted model, not a curated record
CACGGGAUCAUAGUAUACGUUCCGGCUUACCGGAGUGGCUUCUGAGACACCCCUUUGAUGCAGGUUCUAAAAAUGAUACAGUUUUGAAUGCACCCUUCUUUCCUUGAAUAUCAGGUAAAAGCUUUGUGAAAUCCUCUAAAAACUUUCUUUAAUGGCUUUGAUUUUUCUUCAGGCCACGAAUUCUUCACUGGUUUCUCUAGAUACCAAUCAAGCCUUUCCUUCAAAGCAUGGACUCGCUCCAGGUUUUCUCAUGAACAUUUCCAUUUCUGCAAAUUUACCAUCCCAAAACAGUUUCAGAAAGCCCAAAAGUUUACGUUCAGUUGCUAGGUCUAUUUUUGGUGGAAUUAAUGCUAAAAAUGGUACAGUAUCGUGUUCAAAUGGUAAUGUGCAGCCUCCCCUUGAUGAAGUACCCAAUAAUCUGGUGGAAGAACAACUUCCAUUCAAGGAAAGUAGCUCUGGUUCAGAAUUUCCACGGCGUGAGCAGAAGUAUUUGCAAGACCCACCUUGCAAAGAUUCUUAUUUCAAUGGUGCCACACCAACUUCUCCCGUUAAUGUGCCGCUUCCCCUCAAAACAAUACCUAAAAAGCAGUUCGAAAUGAACCUUCCAUUUAAGGAAAAUGACACUAUUUCAGAACUCCCAUGGCAAAAAAUGCAUAAUUUAUCUGACCCAAUUGGAAAUUCACCACCAUCAAAGGGCCCAGCAAAUGGCUUGGUAAGACCCGAAAAGACGAAGGGGCAACAAGGGUUACCUACACUUUCCUUCCUAAGAAAGAUUGGGCAUCAUAAUGAAGUUAAAAUGCCUACUGCUCCAUGGAUGAGAGGCCCACUUCUAUUGCCUGCUGAUGAUGUGUUGGAUUUAUCCAAAAGUAGAAAAAAGUCAAGCAAUGAAAUGAAUUCAGAUGAUAAAGCUCUUACUGGAGGAGUUCGGGGAGGAAGGAGCAAGCAUGCGAUGCGUUUAAUUAUGGAAAACAUCACAAAACUGAAGGAGAUUCACGAAGAAAAUGAGCAAAAGAAAGAAACCCACAUUGUUUUAUCAGAUGAAGUGGACAUUCGAAGCAAAAUUAAUUCUAGUUUUAGUGAGGGGGCCACAAAAUCAAUAGAGGCCGGGUUUAAUUUACCAUUGAAGGAAGUAUCUGUUAGUGAAGACCAAGCUAUGGAAACCAAAUUGCCAUGGACAAUGGCUGAAAAGAAUGUUUUCCGAAGAGUGAAGAAGGAAAAGACUCCAACUAAAGCAGAAUUGAGCUUACCCAAGCCUCUUCUAACAAGGUUGAGAGAUCGAGGUCGGACAUUGACAAAAUGGGUUAAGGUGAAGAAGGCAGGUGUGACUCAAGAAGUAAUGAAUGAAAUAUAUGCUGUUUGGAAGAAGAGGGAACUUGCUAUGCUCAAGUUUGAUGUGCCAUUAUGCCGGAACAUGGAUAGAGCAACAGAAAUCGUGGAGACUAAGACUGGAGGGUUGGUUGUUUGGAGAAAGAAAGGUACCCUAGUUGUGUACAGAGGAACCAAUUAUCACUCACUUUCAAAAACUUCUGAAACAAAUCCUUGGUCUCUUGAGCUUUUUGAUGACAAUAAAAUAUCAGCACCAAAUGGCUUUCUGAAUUUCAAGGAUGACACUAUGAUAUAUCAAGCAGGCUCAGAUGGCCUAAUGAAGGAAACGCUGUUUGAGAGGGAAGCUAAUAGAUUACUGGAUGAAUUAGGACCACGAUUUAUUGAUUGGUGGUGGUCCACACCAUUGCCUGUAGAUGCUGACUUGCUUCCUGAAGUAAUUCCAAAUUUCAGGCCUCCAUUAAGGCUUUGCCCUCCUCAUAUGCAAUCAAAGCUUACUGAUGAAGAAUUGACAUACUUAAGGAAGUUUGCAAAGCAUCUACCAACUCACUUUGCCCUGGGGAAAAAUACAAAGCUUCAAGGCCUGGCAGCUGCCAUCUUGAAGUUAUGGGAGAAAAGUUUGAUAGCCAAGAUAGCUAUUAAGUGGGGGAUCCCUAAUGUUAAUCACCAACAAAUGGCAUAUGAGCUCAAGCAUCUAACUGGAGGGGUUCUACUUCUUCAAAACAAAUUCUUCAUCUUGCUCUACAGAGGCAAGGAUUUUCUCCCUCCAGGAGUUGCAAAUUCAAUUGCGGAGAGAGAAACAACACUCAAGACCCUGCAAAUCCAUGAAGAAAAUGCACGAUCAAUAGCUGCUACAGGUUUCCUCUCUCCUGAUGAGACACAACCAACCACCAGCAGAACGGGGACAUUAUCAGAUUUCCAGGAAAUUCAGGAGCAUUCCCAUCCCUUUAAUGAGAGUCAAACUGAGAGUAACAUUAAAUUGGAAGCAGCAAAGGAGAAAUUGGAAAUUGAAUUGAGAAAACAAGAGCACAUGCUUUCCAUACUUAAAUUGAAGGUGGAGAGAUCAGAGAAAGAGAUGGCCAAGCUCAAUUCAGCUUGGCAACCAGCAAAGGGGGAGGCAGACCAAGAAACAAUAACAAAAGAGGAAUUUCAAAAUUUUCGAAAGGUUGGCUUGAAAAUGGAUGAGGUCUUGUUGCUUGGCAGGCGUGGUGUCUUUGAUGGUGUAAUUGGUAGCAUUCAUCAACACUGGAAGCACAGAGAGGUGGUGAAAUUAGUUAGCAUGCAGAAGACAUUAGAAGAAGUCACGAGAACAGCAAGGAUGCUUGAAACUGAGAGUGGGGGUAUACUAAUUGCAGUUGUUAAAUUAAGAAAAGGACAUGCCAUCAUUUUAUAUCGAGGAAAAAAUUACAGGCGCCCACCAAAGUUGCUUCCUGAUAAUCUUCUGUCCAAGAAGGAAGCAUUUGAUCGUUCCAUUGAAAUACAGAGACGAGGGAGUCUAAAGUACUUCAUUUGUCAACAAGAACAAUCGAUAUGGAAGUUACAGCAACAAUUGAAGAAAUUGCAGAAACAAGCAGAAGUAGCUGUAUAAGCUCCUCCGAUGCAUGGGUUUUUACACUGUAAAUAUAAUGUGAAGAUUAUCACUGGAAAUAACUUCUUAAGUGCUGAGAAAAUUGCCCAAGAUUUUUGUGUUUCUGGCUAUUCAUGCGCCAUUAUUUUUAUAUGUACCCCAUUCAAUUUGUAUUUUAUUUAUUUGUAAAAUGUGGCCUUGCCUGGCCUUUAAUCAAUGACCAUUGCCGUGUAUGUGCAAAAUAUGAAAUAAUUUUGUUUC